Messenger RNA from Penicillium atrosanguineum, 2130 nucleotides. RefSeq lists its product as uncharacterized. The transcript has 4 exons. Bases 1 to 2130 code for a protein of 709 amino acids. Lineage: Eukaryota; Fungi; Ascomycota; Eurotiomycetes; Eurotiales; Aspergillaceae. Gene Ontology annotation, cellular component: nucleus. Gene Ontology annotation, molecular function: RNA polymerase II cis-regulatory region sequence-specific DNA binding; DNA-binding transcription activator activity, RNA polymerase II-specific. Gene Ontology annotation, biological process: regulation of transcription by RNA polymerase II. The record is from RefSeq and is a predicted model, not a curated record.
AUGUUUGGCAAGCGACCGAAUGCGAAAAAGCCCGCAGAGGGCCUCAUCAACAAAUUCCAGGAGAGCUUCUCCGAUGUUGUCCGGCCCACCACAUCCAAGCCUCCGGCUAGACCCGCGAUCAAUGAGAACUUCUUGAACCAUGACACGGCCGCUCAACCCAACCCUAGCCUACGAUUCACACCGUUCCUAGAUGACCUCGCACUUCCAUCGCCUAGGAACCAAGCCUACCAGGACUAUAUGUCAGGUGGUUCAAAUACGGUGUUCCAUGGCCCUGCCGGAGAUCUCCAUACGCCAAGCGUAGAGACGAAAUUGAUCACUCCCAACACACUUCUUGAAAGAUUUGCCGUUACUCCCUUACACAGAAACAAUAUUGACACGAUUUAUGGCAACCUGGAUCCGCAAUAUUUUGUACAAGACCCUCAAGGUACGACUCUCGGUAAUCCGAGUGCCGCGUACCCACCCAGCGCAUUUGUUCACUCCAAUAUCAUCGAUGGGUUUGUCAAUGAUUCCAGUGAACAAUUGCCUCCGGUUUAUGGGGAUGAUUUGGGACACUUUGCAUCUCAGCUAAUUUCUCCUGGGACUGUUUUUCCAAAAGUGGAAAGGUCUCCUAGCUAUGGCCAUGCUGAUUUCAGAUAUAACGUGACUCUGAAUACGCCCACGGCAAUGAUCCAUAAUCCAAAUGAUGCUCCGGUGACCUAUCUCAAUAAAGGCCACACAUACUCGCUAUCGAUAACAGAUUCAAGGCCUCCGCCAUGGACCGAAGGGUUGGUCAAAUAUCGAACCUCGAUCCGCAUAUCAUUUGAAGAAUCUGAUCACGCAUCAAGCCCUGCCGCAUGUUGGAGUCUAUGGAAGGACUCUCGGAGCCGUGAGGUGCUACAAACGAAUGGUAUACUGAAAGCGGUAGAGAUGGUUGAUUUAGGGAAGCGGAAUGAGGGUCAAAUUUACCCCAUUCAGCUAGAUAGAACGUCCCUCGAUGGAUUCUGUGUCACCUGGCUUGGAGAUCCGUCCAAAGGGCCACCAGGUUGCACAAUUGGGGUACGAUUUAACUUCCUCUCUACGGACUUCAGCCAUUCGAAAGGCGUGAAAGGGGCACCUCUCAGACUUUGCGCCAAAACUGAGACGGCCAUGCCAGGUACUACCGAGCUGAGCUUUUGCAUCGUGAAGCUGUUCCGUGACCAUGGGGCUGAACGGAAGAUGUUCAAUGACGUUUCUCAGUUGAAAAAGGCAAUUGAAAAACGCAAGCAAGACUUUGAUAAAGCCCAGAAUGGAAGCGACAGCCUUGGAAAGCGGAAACGCGGCAGUCGCUCGGUCUAUUCAAGCGACCAGCUCGACAAUCAAUUCAAAGCUCAACUUGAGAAUAAUAUGGAUGCAGAAUUGGCAAGGAUGCAAAGCAUAUUCAAGUCCAACCGACCAGUGAGCAGAUUUUGCCUUGCAGGUGAAAAGCAGGAUGAUCCGGACUUGUUCCCAAUCCGCUUGGUGGAUGAGGGGCUUCAAAGAACGGAACAACUCCAACCAGUCGUCCAAACUGUGACUCCGCCAUCGACAUUAAGCAGUUCAUCGAGAGAUUUAUCGCAUAGCUCAGCGGAUGUGCAGCAGCCGAAGUCGCAUCGUGACCCGUCAAAUCAUCAGCGGAAUGAUUGUAGUGGCUCGUCGAAUAUUUCUUCUGGUAACACUGGUAGCGAGGAGCCCUCUGAGCAUGCGACAACGCCACAGACGGAUCCUGCAACGUCGGUGUUAUCUAAUGAAGAUGCUGGACCUAUACAGGAUGAUUCAAACUCCAAAGCACCAGGCCAGGAAGAUGCGACUCGUCCAGCGAAAUGCUUCUACCUUCGCUUUCAGCAAAAUAGUGUACAGCAGGAUGAUUACCACAAAGCGGUGUAUCUGGCAGAGCCCACUGUGCAGGAAUUGGUGACAAAGAUCUCUCAGAAACAGAAGUUCAAUCGAGAUCGUAGAGUCGACUUGUUUCGUGUCAGUCCGAACGGCAUGAAGAUCAUUCUUGAUGACGACGUGGUUCAACGAAUUCCAGAUGGUCAGGACAUGGCCGUUGAGACGUGUGAGCUCGCGACAUCGGACAACAUGGUUACCGAUAGUGGCCCGGUGUCAAGCAUUGAAGUUAGGCUAUACUUCUAG